Culex pipiens pallens (northern house mosquito) is the source of this 3790-nucleotide messenger RNA. RefSeq names its product DDB1- and CUL4-associated factor 5. NCBI's taxonomy places the organism in Eukaryota, Metazoa, Arthropoda, Insecta, Diptera, Culicidae. Gene Ontology annotation, molecular function: protein binding. The transcript has 4 exons. The record is from RefSeq and is a predicted model, not a curated record. Gene Ontology annotation, biological process: negative regulation of fatty acid biosynthetic process. Bases 456 to 3407 code for a protein of 983 amino acids. Gene Ontology annotation, cellular component: Cul4-RING E3 ubiquitin ligase complex; cytoplasm.
GAAAAGUCUGACACUAGACUAGACCAAAGUGAGGGGAAAAGGAUCAUCGUUCUAGCUGGAGGGAUAAUCGAAGAGGGCUGAGCCAAGGGUCACAGGACUGACUGUCAGAACUUUUGGGAGUUUGGUUUGAGGAAAAUAAAGUUUGAAGUUUAGGGUGUUGGAGAAGUGACGAACGAAACGAUUGGUGAAAGAAGAGAGAGGACAGUAGAAAAGGGUGAGCAAGUUCAGAGGAGGACAUGUCAAGUCGACAUUGGUAAAGUGAAGUUUAAAAGUGUAAAAAUAUUGAAGAUAUUUAGUAAAAAGAGACUUCAAAAGGUUCACAAAGUAUCAAACUAAUCAAUUACAGUCAUCAGAGUUUGAAGAACCCAAAAUUUCCAUACUACGUAGCAAGGAAAAUCGCAGGCAAAACAAGUCCACAAAAAUAACAAGAAGAAGGGGAGGGAGCAACCAGAACCAUGGACCUGGGGCGGCCGUGGCGGGUGAACGUGGUCCGGCACCUGGGGGCGCGCCAGGCCGGCGACAACGUGCGCAACUUCCGGGACAAUCUGUUCCACGAGCGGCUCCGGAUCGCCCGGAACCUGUACAAGAAGGACCUGGUGUCGCACUAUGGCUGCGUCAACGCCAUCGAGUUCAGCGCCGAGGGCGAGCUGCUCGUGUCCGGUGGCGAUGAUCGACGCGUGCUCCUGUGGAACGUGGACAAGUCCAUCAUGGAGAAGGAAUCGCCGGUGGCGAUGCAGAAGCAGCACCUGAGCAACAUCUUCUGCCUCGGGAUGGACUCGAAGAAUACGCGCAUCUUUUCCGGCGGAAACGACGACGUGGUGAUCGUGCACGACGUUGAAACUCGCGAAGCGGUGGACGUGUUCCUGCACAGCAAACCCGUCUACGGGCUGUCGAUCGAUCCGUCGAACGACGCGAUCUUUGCGACGGCCGGCGAGGACGGGAAGGUGCUGAUCUUUGACGUGCGGGACAGUUCGGACGUGAUGUGCGUUUCGCGGUACCGGUCGCCGUACCACGCCGUGAUGCAUCAUCCGUACGAUGCCGGGUUCAUUGUGACGGCCAACGCGAAGGAAGGGGCGGCGUUGUGGGAUUUGCGAUCGCCGAAGAUGCCGACGGUGCGGUACGGCGGGGACAAUGCGGCGCAGAGUUGCAUGAGUGUGCGGUUUAAUGGGGCGGGGACGCAGGUGCUGGCGUUGAGACGUCGGUUGCCGCCGAUUUUGUACGGGACGGCGUCGCCGGAUCCGAUUUGUCAGUUUUAUCAUCCGGAUUAUUACAAUUCUUGUACGAUGAAGAGUUGUUGCUUUGCCGGGGAGAACGAUCAGUACGUGCUGUCGGGGUCGGAUGAUUUUAAUCUUUAUGUGUGGCGCGUAACGGAUGCUGAUGUUACGGAUACGGAUCAGUGGGUUGACCGGAAUCAGAUGGUUCUGUAUGGACAUCGGUCGAUCGUGAACCAGGUGCGGUACAAUCCGCAAAAGUGUUUGAUCGCUUCGUCGGGUGUGGAGAAGAUUGUGAAGUUGUGGACACCGUUCGAGCUGGACUCGUGGCGUGGAAGUUUGACGGAGGAGGCAACCGGUCCGGAGAAUCCCCGCGAAGUGUUCACCAACGAGGAGUACAUCUCGCUGAACAUGACCCACGACUACAGCCACCAGUCUACCAGCGAAGAUCCUCGCAUGAUGGCGUUCUUCGACUAUCUGGUUCAGCAGGAGAUUGAAGGCUGGAACAGCGAGACUUCGGACCAGAGUUCGGAGCACAGCUCGGACGAGAACGAGUCCUCCCGCCCGGACACCACGCAAACCUCGGACACUGACGCGGUUCAGAACUACAUCCCGAUGCGGGGACAACAGGCGAACCGCCGUGGUGACGUGGCUCAACGGACCAAGUAUCGCAACCGGAUCGCGUACCUGAUUGCCACAAAGCGGAACCGACUGAAGCGUCUAGCGCUGAAAAAUGCCAACGCCCGAACCACGAACCGUCGCACCAUCACAAAAGCCAAGUACGGCGCUCUGCGGAACCAACCGAAACGCCCCGGACUGGGUGCCCUGCGCACCACCCGGAAAGGCAUCGGCAAGCGGAACCGCCGACUCAGCACCAGCAAGUACAACAAACGUCCGGCGGUGUCCCACGAGCAAACGAGCGAUUCCGAGGUGCCCAACAAGCAAUCAACGAAGAAGCGACGCCUGCAAACCACCAACCUCAACCUGGCCGUCUACCGGACGUUCCGGCGGAAAACCAAGGGCGCCGCGACGCCUUCGUCAAAUUCGAACACGAGCACGCGGGUUGAGGAGUCCAGUUCGGACGAUGACGACGACGACGAUGACGCUGGGAACGAUAGCGAGCAGCAGCACUCGGCCGCGAAGAAACGUCGACUGAUGGAAGCGUUGAGCAGCUUGCCGUCGACGAGUCGGAGCUUUCCCAGUGGUGGCGGUUGUAACAACGGGGCCGGUCCCAGUGGGUUGUGUAAUGCUGGGAGGAGUGCGAGUGGUGUUGCUGGAGGUAGCUCGAUGAGCUUGGAUACGCCCAGUACGAGCACCGGAUUGACUGGGAAUGGAAGGAACCUGCUGUUCCACAUGGCGUCCACCACCAACGACGAUGACGACGACGACGACGACUCGGAUGACGAUCCGUCGAUCCCGGAACAUCCAACCUCCCCGGACAACAUGCUGCGCGUGAUUACGUCCCCCAUCAACCACUUUGAGAUCCCAUCGAACAGCUCGUCGACUGCCGCCGUCAACGCCGCCGGUUCCUCCACCUCCGGACAGACCCAGGGCGUGGACCACAACGGCAACAACAUGCUGGACCGGAGCAACAACAACGACAGCUACGUGAACCACAACGCCGCUAGGCUAGGUAGCCGGGCCGAAGUUCCGAACGGUGGCCAGAAGCGCAACAACAACAACCAGCAUCAUCACCAGGCGGACGCCAACAACGAAUCGUCCUCGUCGUACAACCAGGUCUACGACCACACCUACUCGAGCCGGUCCAACUCGCGGCUGUCGAGCAGCUACGACUACGACUGCUCCUCGAGCAACGACGAAACCUUUGCCGAGUACUUUCACAACAAGAAGAAGCUGAUGGCGUGCGCGGCCACCAACGGGACUAACAACAACCGCGACGAGGACGAGGACGAAGACUAUGACCAAGUUCCGAGUCGUCGCCGACCCGACUACAACCGUGACCUGUUGAACCACACGCCGGACAGUGGAAUCGCCACCGGGCCGUGUAGUUCCGUGUCGACCACGGGGGUGCCGUCGAGUGCCAAGAGUCGAGUGACGACGCCCUCGGCGGAACCGAUGCCCGGCACGAGUGGAACCGCCGAGUUGGCGACCAGCAGCAAGCUGUUCCAGGCGAAGGUGGCCCGCGUGCGGAAGAACUAUCGCAAGCACUUCUGUGAUGACUCGGAUAGCGAGUAGGGCAUUUCAGCAAGCACGUUGUGUCAGUUUCAAGUGAGAGAGAAUAGAAUUCAUCCCGCUGAACUGUAGAAUUGCUAAGUUUAUCAUUUCCUACACUAUAGUUAUUUAAGUUUUGAAAACAUUAAGACUAACAGUUUUGGUAGAAAUGUUCCCCGUUUCCCCUUCCGUAAUCCAAAUGAUUUCCCCUCACACACAUAACUGCCAAUUGGCCACCAGAAACGGAGAAGAGAGUGAAGAAGCAGUGCACAGAAAUAAAAUAACAAGUCUAAGUUUAAAGUAAAACUAUUACCUAAUGUAGGAUGAAACGUGAUUUGCUAACCAUAUACUAUAUGAUGUACUAUCGAAUAAUAUUUCACACACAACAAAAAAAACACAAAAAACAA